GAAUCGAUUGCACAUCAAGAAAUUGCUCGGAUUGGGCUGCCGGGCUUCGUUGAUGGCCUUGGUGCUGGCUAUCUCAUCUCUGCACCAGCGGUCUACCACUUUGGCUCAGAGCCCACCAAGCGCAAGGUGUGCCCACAGCUCCUGCGUGGAGAGAAGUGGAGCGCUCUGGCCAUCAGCGAGCCCUUCGCCGGUAGCGAUGUGGCACAGAUCAAGGCGACUGCGACGCGCACCGCCGAUGGGAAGCACUUCCUGGUGAAUGGCGUGAAGAAGUGGAUCACGGAAGGCGCCUACUCGGACUACUUCGUCACCGCCGUCCGCACCGGAGGGCCCGGUGGCAAAGGUAUCUCUUUGCUUCUUAUUGAGCGUGGUGAUGGAGUCACCACCAGCCAGAUGAAAACCACCUACUCGAAAUGCGCUGGAACUGCCCUUAUCGUGCUCGACGACGUUCUGGUGCCUGUUGAGAACUUGAUGGGCAAAGAGAACGAGGGCUUCAAGCUCAUCAUGUACAACUUCAACCAUGAACGUUGGUUCAUUGUCCAAAACCUUUUGGGCCAAAUGCGUGCUGCUCUCACCGAUGCCUUCAUGUGGGCUCGGCAGCGCAAGGUCUUCGGCAAGCCUCUCAUGGACCAGGCAGUGAUCCGAAACAAGCUUGCAUCCUCGUUGGCUGCCAUGGAGAGUGUGCAGAGUUUCAGUGAGGUGCUCACCUAUGACAUGAACAAGCAUGGCCCCGUGAGUGAACGCCUUUCAGGGCCCAUUGCCAUGCUCAAGUUCCAAGCCACCCGAACCGCGUGGAAAGUGGCGGAUGACACCGUGCAAAUUCUGGGUGGCCGAGGUGUCACGCAUACAGGCAUGGGAUCAAAAGUGGAGGGUUUAAAAAACUUUGCAAAAUAUGCUGCAGUCUAUGGAGGCAGUGAGGAAAUCAUGGCUGACUUGACAGUCAAGCAGGCCAUGCGUGUCUUCCCCAAAACCGCACGACUCUGAGAGCCAGAUGGGCGUUCCUGUUUGACAUUUCGUUCCGCGAGUACCAUCGCACCCUUUGGCAAGAGUUCCUGUCGGAUCAAAA
Molecule: messenger RNA, 1063 nt
Organism: Durusdinium trenchii
Lineage: Eukaryota; Dinophyceae; Suessiales; Symbiodiniaceae
Source: the annotation of a GenBank genome assembly